Messenger RNA from Callorhinchus milii (elephant shark), 1285 nucleotides. It is a transcript of the gene fbxw4, whose product is annotated as F-box and WD repeat domain containing 4. Gene Ontology annotation, biological process: SCF-dependent proteasomal ubiquitin-dependent protein catabolic process. NCBI's taxonomy places the organism in Eukaryota, Metazoa, Chordata, Chondrichthyes, Chimaeriformes, Callorhinchidae. The record is from RefSeq and is a predicted model, not a curated record. The transcript has 9 exons. Gene Ontology annotation, cellular component: SCF ubiquitin ligase complex. Gene Ontology annotation, molecular function: protein binding. Bases 31 to 1227 code for a protein of 398 amino acids.
CGUGCUGACGCAGGGGGUGCUGACGUACGGAUGCUGCUGCUGCUGCCCGAGCACCUGCUGCUGCUGCUCUUCUCUUACUCGGAGCCGCGGGCCCUGGGCCGCCUGGCGCAGGUCUGCCGUCGCCUCCACCAGCUGGUCGGCAGGGACGCGCUGUGGAGGCGGCUGGCCAGGGCGUCGCUGAACGCGGGCCUGACGCGGUGGGGCACCGACAGGGCUCCCCGAAUUCCUCUGAAAGAGAGGAUAAAGGUCUCCCAGAACUGGAAGCGAGGCCGGUGCCGCAGAGAAGUGCUGCUGAAGUGGAAAUACAACCUUUUGCCGUGGUUAGAGUUGAACGAUUGCUCACUGUAUCUCUCCCAUGCGGCUGAUAUCCGUGCGUACCGGUUACCUACAGCUUCCGGCACCUUCCAGCGACGGCCUCUCUCUGUGUACUCCGGUCAUCAGGAUGACGUGUGCCGCUUUGUCCUCAAUCAGUCACUUGUCAUCAGUGGAGGAGGAGAUGGAAAGAUUAUCGUCCAUGACACGUGCAGCUCCUUCUACACUGAGCGACCAGCACAUAACCAGGAGGUCAACUGUAUUGACAGCCGAGAGCACAUCAUCAUCAGCGGCUCAAGGGACAGGACGGCCAGGGUUUGGCCACUCUUUUCCAACGGCGUGGGCGACUGUCUGCACACAAUAAACACCCAAGAUCGCGUCUGGUCCAUCGCCAUUAAUCCUGACCUGAGUUCAUUGGUGACAGGCACUGCCGGCUGUGAUCACGUCUCACCUUUAAGGAUCUGGGAUCUCCAUAGGGGACAGCUGGAGGAGACACUGGGGGUGGGCUUCCCGCGGGGAGCGGGGGUCCUGGAUUUGCUGUACGAGACGCCCUCUAUCUUACUAACGUGUGGGUACGACACUUUCAUCAGACAGUGGGACCUGCGGACCAGCACCAGGCAGUGUGUGAUGGAGUGGGAGGAACCGCACGACAGCGCUCUGUACUGUUUGCAGAGUGACGGCAACUACAUGAUCGCCAGUGGCUCUUCCCUCUAUGGUGUCGUCCGUCUCUGGGACAAAAGGCAGCGCAAGAGUCUGCAGGCCUUUUUCCUCUCCUCACCCAAGAGCAGCCCUGUGUACUGCCUGCGCUUCACCACCUCACACUUAUAUGCUGCCCUGGCACAAGGACUUUACCUGCUGGACUUCGCAGCCGCUGAUACACAGCUCAAGAAACAGCGAUGGUUACACCAGACCUGAACGACGGUCACACACAGCCCAGCCCCGACCGUCACACACAGCCCAGCCCCGACCGUCA